AUGGCAAAACAACUCCAAACUCUCUUCCUAAUCCUCUCAAUCUCCUACCUCUUCUCGUCGGAUCUCACGGCGGCCACCGCAGCCUCACCUGCCGGAGUUUCCAAGAAAGCGGUAAACUUCAUCCAAUCCUCUUGCAAAGCCACCACAUACCCAGCCGUGUGCCUCAACUCUCUUUCCGCCUACGCAAACGCCAUCCAAACAAGCCCUAAACGCUUAGCCGAGACCGCUCUAGCCGUUACCCUGAGCAAAGCACAGUCCACCAAGCUCUUCGUCUCGCGCCUCACACGUUUCAAGGGCCUUAAGAAGCGAGAGGUCGAAGCCAUCCAUGAUUGUGCAGAGGAGAUGAACGAUACCAUUGACCGUUUGAACAAGUCGAUCCAAGAGAUGAAACUAUGUGGGAGUGCCAAGAACCAAGACGAGUUUUCGUUCCACAUGAGUAAUGCGCAGACUUGGACUAGUGCGGCUUUGACCGACGAGAACACUUGCUCCGAUGGGUUCUCGGGUCGGUUCAUGGAUGGGCGGAUCAAGAACUCUGUUCGUGCUAGAAUCGUCAACGUGGGCCAGGAAACCAGCAACGCCUUGUCGUUGAUUAAUGCCUUUGCUAAAAAGUAUUAG
Messenger RNA from Microthlaspi erraticum, 615 nucleotides. The record is from the annotation of a GenBank genome assembly. Lineage: Eukaryota; Viridiplantae; Streptophyta; Magnoliopsida; Brassicales; Brassicaceae.